UCAAUAGCUAAAAUAAGUAAAGUUCAAGCCUUAAAUGUGGAUUUUGCAUUUUAAGAAAAAUAUAGGUAAUGUAAUUGUUGCCGUCGGAAAUUGGGAACAGAGACCCGUAAUCGAUGGCUUCUCCCACCUCAGCAGAAGGCCAGAAUGAGCAGGUUUUGGUAGAGGAGAACUUGUUUGCAAGAACCUUGAUAUUAAACAGACCUAAACAGUUGAAUGCUCUUUCCUUUAAAAUGAUUUCUCGGCUGCUGGACCUUUUUCUUGCUUACGAGGAGGAUCCUAAUGUCAAAUUCCUUGUUCUCAAGGGAAAUGGCAGAGCAUUUUGUGCUGGUGGUGAUGUUUCUGCUGUGGUUCGUGAUAUACGUGAAGGUAAUUGGAGAUUAGGUGCCAAGUUCUUUGAAAAGGAAUUCAUUUUGAACUAUGUGAUGGCGACUUACACUAAACCCCAGGUCUCAAUCCUUAACGGAAUUGUCAUGGGAGGCGGUGCUGGAGCUUCAAUGCAUGGAAGAUUCCGCGUUGCAACUGAGAAUUCGGUCUUUGCAAUGCCUGAAACAGCUCUAGGGCUUUUUCCUGAUGUAGGUGCCUCUUAUUUUUUGUCAAGACUUCCUGGAUUCUUUGGAGAAUAUCUUGGACUUACAGGUGCUAGAUUGGAUGGUGCUGAAAUGCUCACAUGUGGACUUGCAACUCACUUUGUCCCAUCAACAAAGUUGUAUUUGUUAGAAGAAGCAUUGCAUAAAAUAGAUUCAAGUGAUCCAGACAUCAUUUCAUCCAUUAUUGAUGGAUACUGUCAGCAACCAUAUUUGAAAGAGCAAAGCGCUUAUCGCUGGUUGCAUGCCAUUGAUAGAUGUUUUUCUCAAAGAUCUGUUGAAGAUAUUAUAUCAGCCCUUGAGAGGGAGGCCAUGAAAAAUAAGGCAGAUGCUUGGAUCUCUACGACAAUUCAGUUACUGAAGAAGGCUUCUCCAACAAGUCUUAAAAUUUCUCUUAGAUCAAUUAGAGAAGGAAGGCUUCAAGGUGUUGGUCAAUGCCUUGUUCGCGAGUAUAGAAUGGUUUGCCAUGUCAUGCGAGGAAAACUUAGCAAUGAUUUUUUUGAGGGUUGCAGAGCUAUAUUGUUAGAUAAGGAUAAGAAUCCAAAGUGGGAACCUCCGAAAUUGGGCCUCGUCUGCGACAGUAAGGUUGAGCAAUACUUCUCCAAAGUGGAUGAUGGAGAAUGGGAAGAUCUAAAGCUUCGUGCUCGUUUCAACUUGCCUGGAUGUGCCACUGCUAAGCUAUAAACAUCUGUCUCUACUGAGCUUAAAUAAGAUUAAUUUGGUGAUUCUAGGGUAGCUCAGGAACUGUCGGAUAGUUGGAAACCAAGGGAUGAAAUAAAAUAGUUCAAUAUGGCUAGAUAUCGGAAUGAAAGCUAAUGUACAAUGAAAUCAAACUGUUAUCAAGAAAAAACCUAGAUAAUGGCAUGUUUUUCCUCUUUUUCUUUUUC
Ricinus communis (castor bean) is the source of this 1471-nucleotide messenger RNA. Its product is annotated as 3-hydroxyisobutyryl-CoA hydrolase 1. Bases 114 to 1268 code for a protein of 384 amino acids. NCBI's taxonomy places the organism in Eukaryota, Viridiplantae, Streptophyta, Magnoliopsida, Malpighiales, Euphorbiaceae. Gene Ontology annotation, molecular function: 3-hydroxyisobutyryl-CoA hydrolase activity. Gene Ontology annotation, biological process: L-valine catabolic process. The record is from RefSeq and is a predicted model, not a curated record. The transcript is spliced from 14 exons.